AUGUUUGAUCCGAUACAAAGGAAAAGCCUGCUAAUCAUCUCAAUAGCCCUUGUAGCCGUGUGGCAUACCUACCGUCUCCCCCUCCUAGGGCUGGUCGCGGUCGUCCUCGUGCUGCACGCCUAUCGCCAGUUGCAGUCUAAAUCAAAGACUCCUGCUUCAGCCUCAGUUCCUCCAUCGCCGCGUGCCCUAUCCCCGAGCCCCGAUGCAAAGUUCUCCGCGACUGAAAGUGAACCCUCCACAUGGGCGACAAAGGAGAUCAAGAAGCCUGUCCCUUCUGUGAAUGGCAACCCACCGACCGUUGGUCCCAAGCGCGUGCAGGGAAAGAAACCGGCUAAAACGAUUGGCAAACGGCGCGAAUCGGAGGAAAAGAUCCAACCCAUCACUCAUAUUCAGCCCAUCAUUUUUUUUGCCUCCUUGACAACCACGACCGAACGCUACGCCAACGUCCUUCUGGAAGACCUCCGAGCUGCAGCCCAAGAUCAAGCAGACCCAGAAACCCGUGCCAGCGGCCUUUUGCCUCCACAGAUUCACGAUAUUUCUUAUAUUGACUUCGAUGACUUCUUUCUUUCUGUCCCAAAGCCACCGUCCACUUCCCCCGGCACUCGCUACGUCUACUGCAUUCUCGUCCCUACCUACAAUAUUGAUACCGUGCUCAACACCUUCCUGGGCCAUCUGGAUGAAACACACAAUGACUUCCGUAUCGACACGGCGCCUCUGUCUCAAUUGGCCGGCUACUCGGUGUUUGGGUUCGGUGACAAGGAAGAAUGGCCGACCGAAGAAGAAGGCUUCUGUACACAAGCCAAGGAUAUUGAUCGAUGGAUGGCAAAGCUGACCGGUCGGAAACGAGUCUAUCCUCUGGGACUGGGCGAUGUGAAGAGCGAUGCGGCAUCCGCUCUGAAGGAAUGGACCAAAGGUCUGCAGGAUAUCUUCUCUGAUAUUCUGAAGACGGGCGGUCUUGGAGAGGGCGUCGAAGGCAGUGGUGAUGCGGUGGAGAGUGACGAAGAAGAUUUCGAUGAGAAUGAGCCCAAGUUCCAAAAGGAUAAAGCUCAGACUAUGGUGGAUCUUGAAGAUAUCAAGGUAAACAGCAAUUCUGCUGCUCCUGUGCCGGUUGACUUCACCACCGUCGGCAAGUCAGUCGUUUCAGAACCCACAGCCAAGGAGAUGGUCCCCAAGACAUCGCCAACAUAUGCUGCCUUGACCAAACAAGGCUACACCAUUGUGGGCUCGCACUCGGGUGUCAAGAUCUGUCGAUGGACCAAGUCUGCUCUGCGUGGACGUGGCUCUUGCUACAAGUUCUCAUUCUACGGCAUCCGCUCUCAUUUGUGCAUGGAAGCUACUCCGUCCCUUUCUUGCAGCAACAAGUGUAUUUUCUGCUGGCGUCAUGGCACCAACCCGGUGGGGACCACUUGGCGUUGGAAGGUUGAUUCGCCGGAGAUGAUUUUUAAUGGAGUGAAGGAAGGCCAUUAUAAAAAGAUCAAGCUCAUGCGAGCCGUCCCCGGCGUCCGCGCCGAGAGAUUUGCGGAGGCUAUGCGGAUUCGGCAUUGUGCGCUGAGUCUGGUUGGUGAGCCGAUUUUCUAUCCUCAUAUCAACCGCUUCCUCGAUAUGCUGCACGCUGAGCACAUCUCUAGUUUCCUGGUUUGCAAUGCUCAGCAUCCCGACCAACUGGAAGCUCUGAAGCGUGUGACUCAGCUAUAUGUCUCGAUUGACGCGAGUGAUCGAGAAAGUCCUCGCAAGAUCGACCGCCCGCUUCACCGUGAUUUCUGGGAACGUUUCCAGCGAUGCUUGGACAUUCUUCGUGAGAAGCGCCACGUUCAACGGACCGUAUUCCGCCUCACCUUGGUCAAAGGAUUCAACGUCGAUGACGCAGUUAUUGGGUAUGCUAAUCUCGUUGAAAAGGCCCUGCCCUGCUUCGUGGAGAUCAAAGGUGUGACAUACUGCGGAACGAGCACAAGUGCUGGCGCUGGCUUGACCAUGCAGAAUGUCCCAUUUUACGAGGAGAUCACCUCGUUCGUCGUUGCUCUCAACGCGGAGCUCGAACGCCGUGGUCUUGGGUAUGGUAUUGCGGCUGAGCAUGCCCACAGCUGCUGUGUGCUGCUUGCCUCGGACCGCUUCCAUGUGAAUGGAAAAUGGCACACUCGGAUCGACUACGAGCGCUUCUUUGAGCUCCUGGAGAGGGAGGAGGCCGAUGGCACUUCCUUCACCCCCGAAGACUAUAUGCGGGAGACGGAAGAAUGGGCGCUCUGGGGCCGGGGUGGAUUCGAUCCAAAUGACGAGCGAGUCUAUCGUAAAGGACGCAACAAGGGCAAAACGAUUGGAGCUGCCCCUGAACCCACCGCAUCCCCCGCAUCGUGA
Penicillium chermesinum is the source of this 2352-nucleotide messenger RNA. RefSeq names its product flavodoxin and radical SAM domain protein. Lineage: Eukaryota; Fungi; Ascomycota; Eurotiomycetes; Eurotiales; Aspergillaceae. The coding region runs from base 1 to 2352 and encodes 783 amino acids. The transcript has a single exon. The record is from RefSeq and is a predicted model, not a curated record. Gene Ontology annotation, molecular function: FMN binding; catalytic activity; 4 iron, 4 sulfur cluster binding. Gene Ontology annotation, biological process: wybutosine biosynthetic process.